Molecule: messenger RNA, 2457 nt
Organism: Nerophis ophidion (straightnose pipefish)
Lineage: Eukaryota; Metazoa; Chordata; Actinopteri; Syngnathiformes; Syngnathidae
Gene: engase
Product: endo-beta-N-acetylglucosaminidase
Exons: 14
Coding region: 111-2249 (712 amino acids)
Biological process (GO): protein deglycosylation
Cellular component (GO): cytoplasm
Molecular function (GO): mannosyl-glycoprotein endo-beta-N-acetylglucosaminidase activity
Source: RefSeq, a predicted model, not a curated record
CUGUGGAACUUCCUGUGACUUUACAACUUUACACUUCCGCUGGCAGACUUCUGUGCUAACAUCGUCAAAGAUAAUUAACUUGCUUCAUAUUUGCAGCUAAAUUCCCGAACAUGUCAGCACAUUUAGGUGAAACUAAGAGGCUGGCUUUGACAAGUAAGCGUGAAGAUGAAGACAACACGGACGACUUGAGGUUCUCUUCGGAUCAGCCUGUGGACUCAGGCAGCAGUCAUGAAGUCAGGAAUUUGCCUUCAGAGUUACCAGUCAAACAUUACGAUGUUGAAACAACUGAACCGAUUUGCUGCAGUCUUCAGACUAUGGAUGAGCUGUUGUCAUGGAAGAAAAGUGAGGCCAACCCAUUUAACGUGGCAGUCGUCCCUCUGGCACAGCGACAACCUACACUUGGCAGUUGCUUACGUCGCACUCUGGUAUCUCAUGACAUGAUGGGCGGAUACCUAGAUGACAGGUUUUUACAGGGCACAGAUGCAGAAGCUCCAUAUGCCUUCUACCACUGGCAGUACAUUGAUGUUUUCAACUACUUCACACACCACUUUGUGACCAUUCCUCCUGCUGUCUGGACCAAUGCUGCACACAAACAUGGAGUUCUUGUUCUUGGAACUUUUAUCACAGAAUGGACUGAUGGAGCAGCGAGAUGUGAGGCGUUCCUUAAAGAAGAGUUAUAUCAGGAAGUAGCUGAUAAGCUGGUUGAAAUUAGUCAUUUUCAUGGCUUUGAUGGCUGGCUCAUAAAUAUCGAGAACCAACUCAGCGAGGUUGCAGUGAAGAAAACCCCCGUGUUCUUACGGUAUCUCACAGAUCACAUGCACCAACGCAUUCCUGGCAGUCUGGUCCUGUGGUACGACAGUGUCAUAGAGACUGGAGAGCUAAGAUGGCAGAAUGGAUUGAACCAGUCCAACAGGGUGUUUUUCAACGCAUGCGAUGGUUUCUUCACCAACUACAACUGGACAGAACAAGACCUGGAGGAGAUGGCGGAGGUCUCUCACACCCACGGCCGCCCGGCUGACAUCUAUGUGGGAGUGGAUGUUUUUGGGCGUGGCGAGGUGGUGGGAGGCAUGUUCGAAACUUAUAAGGCUCUUGAAGUCAUCCGAAAGUACAACUUUUCUGCUGCCAUCUUUGCUCCAGGCUGGGUUUACGAGACCCAGGACAAGAAUAACUUUCGCCAUAAUCAGGAUAGGUUCUGGGAUCUUCUGAAAGACAGCCUGUAUGUGCACCGAGCAGCUGGCCCGCUGCCCUUCAUUUCUUCUUUUUGUCAGGGCUUCGGUAAUGCUCUCUAUUGGAAAGGAAAGCGUGAAACAAACAGGAAGUGGUUCAACUUAACUGCCCAAGAAGUCCAGCCCUUGUACUACCAUGAGCGGCUGGAGGGUCUGGGCUGGGUGAGGAGCCGAGGUUGCCCAGAGGAUGCCUGGAAUGGAGGCUCUUCACUUCUCCUUGAAGGACUCAUCCCUGCAAGUCUUGCUGCACCAAUCAGUGCCAGGGUCUUCUCCCUUCAUGUGCCGCUUGCAUCCAAGACUCUGCUUUGCAUUAUUUACAAGUCCUCUUCUCAAGUUCAAGUUUCGCUGGAGCUCAAGAUGACACACACUGAUGUUUCCACAGAGGAGAAUAACCAGCCUAUGAAAUUGACGAGUGUUUCUCCAGUUCUGCUCCCUGACGGGCAUGAGCUCGUGCAGCAGUUUUCUCAUCUCUUUGGAAAUGCCGAUAAUGGAUGGACUGUCAGGUUUUCCAAGUUGGACCUUUAUGGCUUCAUCCUCAGGGAAGUCUUGGUCAACAUCCAAGCCGUUGGAGAGCCAAGUGACACAACCUUCAGCUGCAGGGUGGGAGAAAUAAUGUUCCAGGACAUAGAAGGUCCACAGAAAGCCCCUGAGGCGGUUCAGGACUUAUGUGUGUAUGACCCAGUGUGGCUGCGAGGUGCUGGCUCGUCUCCACAGUCCGCCGACUGCUGCCUGUACUUGAACGUGACGUUAGGCUGGGACUACUCCACUGACCUGGUGCGCCACUUCAAGGUCCACUAUCGCCCGCUCGGCGGAACACCUCCCAGGAUCUCUGCGGGUCAGCUGGUGCUGGUGGGUCUAGCGUAUUCCAAAUUGUAUAGAAUAACCGAACUCCCGGUUCCCGAGCCCCCGGGCCUGCUGGAGCUGGUGGUGGAGCCGGUCCCCAGGGAGGCCUUUCCAGUGCCAGAGAGCUGCUGGGGAAGAACAACUUUUAGCUACACCCGAGUCGAUUGCAAAAACUGUUAACAGACGUAUAUCACCUCCUCGAUGUCAUUCCUCGUAAGACCACUGGGGCUGCUGAGAUGACCCCCCUUCCUUCAGACGCACCCUCAGUGAUGUAAACAAGGACCUCCUGAAUAAAUAGUGGAGCACGUGGGCUGUGCCUUAGGGCGUAGGUUGGAACUGUAACUGAGUGUACAGCCCAAUACGUCUCUCCUCAUUGAGCUAAAUUGAA